This is a messenger RNA of Chelmon rostratus (copperband butterflyfish), 7523 nucleotides long. It is a transcript of the gene cbl, whose product is annotated as Cbl proto-oncogene, E3 ubiquitin protein ligase. The coding region runs from base 707 to 3592 and encodes 961 amino acids. Gene Ontology annotation, biological process: negative regulation of epidermal growth factor-activated receptor activity; cell surface receptor signaling pathway. Gene Ontology annotation, cellular component: plasma membrane; membrane raft. The record is from RefSeq and is a predicted model, not a curated record. Lineage: Eukaryota; Metazoa; Chordata; Actinopteri; Chaetodontiformes; Chaetodontidae. The transcript has 16 exons. Gene Ontology annotation, molecular function: receptor tyrosine kinase binding; ubiquitin protein ligase activity; phosphotyrosine residue binding.
GGGGGAAACAGAAAAAUGCUGGGCAAUGUUUAAUUCCCACAUUUAUUUAUUCGCCCCCGUUCCCGUGUGUGUCCGUGAGGCUUUCGCAGUUUUCAGUGCAACUUCCUCUCCCAGUCAUCGGUGAGUGUUGCCUGUCGUCAGCCUCACAGCCCGCAGAGGAGGGCUGACGCUGUCACACAGCCGCUGAACUUCCCGUCAAGACAAGGCGAGAGGAGCUGCUGCCGCUCACAAAAAAGGGGAACGACAACGGGGUUUGUCAAGAGGAGAGGACGCAGUCUACAAGGCUCCUGGGCAGAGAAACGGUGCCAUUGUCCUCCAGCUGAGGGCGAGCAGAGACAGGUCUGGUGCUCUGCUAAUUAGCCUGCGUGGGUCCUUGCAGAGAGAGAGACAGCGCAGCUAGCUGCAGCACACAGCGGCUUGCACAGGGUGUGAGUGACUGGGGGCUUCUUUUAGUCACAAUCGGGACAUUUAGCUGACAAACUGGUGUUAGGUUUACUGAUGGGGUCCUUUACCCGAUAGUCAUCCGUCCCUCCCUCUACCCCCCGUCGGACCCUGGCUCGGAUUCGCCAGUCGGGCGCUGUCCUCGCCGGGGGGUGCCGGAUCACCAUCGCCCGGUCCAGCUAGCUCCAGGCGGCGGUUCGGUCCCCCUGACCCCUGCGCUGCCUCGCCUGUCUGCCGCUCUGGCCGACCCUAGCCGAGCCCGAACAUGGCAGGGAACCUGAAGAAAGGCGGGGGGCUCAUCGGAAUGAUGAAGGAUGCCUUCCAGCCACACCAUCACCACCUCCACUCCCAUCACCAGCCCGGGGCCGUGGACAAAAAGACGGUGGAGAAAUGCUGGAAGCUGAUGGAUAAGGUGGUGCGCCUGUGCCAAAACCCCAAAUUGGCCCUGAAGAACAGCCCCCCUUACAUCCUGGACCUGCUGCCAGACACCUACCAGCACCUGCGCACCAUCUUGUCUCGCUAUGAGGGCAAAAUGGAGACUUUAGGGGACAACGAGUACUUCCGGGUCUUCAUGGAGAACCUCACAAAGAAGACGAAGCAGACCAUCAGCUUGUUUAAGGAGGGCAAGGAACGCAUGUAUGAGGAGAACUCACAACCCAGGCGGAACCUCACGAAGCUGUCGUUGAUCUUCAGCCACAUGCUGGCUGAGCUGAAGGCCAUCUUCCCCAAUGGUUUGUUUCAGGGUGACAACUUCCGCAUCACGAAGGCAGAUGCUGCAGACUUCUGGAGGCGCGCCUUUGGGGACAAGACCAUUGUGCCUUGGAAGGUGUUCCGUCAGUCUCUCCAUGAGUUUCAUCCCAUCAGCUCCGGACUAGAGGCCAUGGCCCUCAAGUCCACCAUAGACCUCACCUGCAACGACUACAUCUCUGUCUUUGAGUUUGACAUCUUCACCAGGCUAUUCCAGCCAUGGUCGUCCCUGCUGCGGAACUGGAACAGCUUGGCAGUUACUCACCCGGGGUACAUGGCCUUCCUCACCUACGAUGAGGUCAAAGCUCGGCUGCAGAAGUUCAUCCACAAGCCUGGCAGUUACAUCUUCCGACUUAGCUGUACACGGUUGGGCCAGUGGGCCAUCGGCUACGUGACAGCAGAUGGAAACAUACUCCAGACCAUUCCCCACAACAAACCCCUCUUCCAGGCCCUCAUUGAUGGCUUCAGGGAAGGAUUCUAUUUAUUCCCUGAUGGCCGGACCCAAAACCCAGACCUGACAGGACUGUGUGAGCCUUCGCCUCAAGACCACAUCAAAGUCACACAGGAGCAAUAUGAGCUGUACUGUGAGAUGGGCUCCACUUUCCAGCUGUGUAAGAUCUGUGCCGAGAAUGACAAGGAUGUGAAGAUCGAGCCCUGCGGUCAUCUCAUGUGCACCUCCUGUCUCACUGCCUGGCAGGAAUCAGAGGGUCAGGGAACGGGAUGUCCCUUCUGUCGCUGUGAGAUUAAGGGUACGGAGCCCAUCGUUGUGGAUCCUUUUGACCCCAAGGACCCCAAGGAUAGCAGUGGGGGCUCCUGCAGGCCCACAUUUGGGGCUGAGGGUGCUCCCUCACCCAGCUAUGACGAUGAUGAUGAUGACAGACUUGAAGACCCCCACCUCAUGAUGAGCAAACUUGCCUGUGCAAAGGUGGAGCGCCCCCCGUCACCCUUGUCCAUGGCUCCUCAGUCCUCUCUUCCCCCUGUGCCGCCCAGACUAGACCUGCUACCACACAGACCUUCCAACCCCCCUGGUGCCUCCAGCCCUGGGGUCACCACUAAGGCAGCAUCUCAUCACAAAGACAAGCCUCUCCCCCUUCCCCCAGCGCUGAGGGAUCUCCCCCCUCCUCCUCCCCCAGAUCGCCCCCACCCAGCCGGAGCCGCCCCCGACGGACGGCUGCAGAGACGGCCAUUACCCUGCACUCCUGGGGAGCCACCUCGAGAUAAGCUCCCUCCUGCACCCCCAAACCGUCCCCUGACUGACUGGAACUCCCGGCCUGUUCCCAAGGCGCCCACCUCCUCCUCCUCCUCCUCAUCCUCCUCAUCUUCCUCAUGCACCCAAGUAUCCAGUCUUGGAGGGGACAUCCGAGCAGGUGUCAAGGAACUGUCCAACCGGCACUCCCUCCCGUUGGCGCUGCCGUCCGCACUGGACACACGCUCAGACUCGCAGAAGAACAACAGCUCCCUCAGUCUGGACCACCAGCUGAAUUUUGCAGCUAUAGCCAGUCAAGAUUAUGACAACCCCAAAGUCAAGCCCUCAUCCUCAGCCAACGCCAUCUAUUCACUGGCAGUUAGACCUUCUCCAGCUCUGAGGCCGGCGACAGGAGAGGAGGCACGUGACAGUGAGGAGGAGUCAGAGUACAUGAUCCCCUCCUCUCGCCCUGUCCUGCCCCCCAUCACGGCACCACCAGUAGGGGAGACCCCACCAGUCCCGAGGCACCCACAGCCACAGUCUCUGUCGGCACUCCAGACGCAGACCCAAGCCUCCACACUCAACUCACGGCUCACACUGGCUGACCUAGAGGAUGGACCACAAAUGUAUGAAGCCAUGUAUAACAUCCAGUCCAGAUCACAACAAGCCAGAGAUUCAGACUACUCAGAGCUGCCCCCUCUAGCGAUGACCAAUGGUCCCAGAGACCAUGCAGCCGAGGACAGGGAAGAGGAGGAAAAUGGCUACGACUUCCCGAAACCCUGGCUGCCCAUGCCCCCCGCCCGACGGACCCUUUCAGAACUUGGUGGUUCGUCUUCCUCCUCUUCAUCAUCCUCAUCGUGCUCAUCCUCCACUGCUGCUUUCAGUCGCUUUUCACUAGAUUCGGACGCUGGAGCUGCAGCACCCUUCUCAGAGCCGGUGGAAGCGCCAGAGAGACCACCAAAGCCCCUGCCCAGACGAAUCAACUCGGAGCGCCGCCCCAGCCCCGUCCCGCCCGUCCCUGCUCCACCCAGCAGUGGGGCAACAGGAGGAGAAGCCAACCCUCAAAUCAGUAGCGAGAUCGAGCACCUCAUGAGUCAGGGAUACUCUUAUCAGGACAUCCAGAAAGCACUGAUGAUUGCACAGAACAAUAUCGAAAUGGCCAAGAAUAUCCUGCGCGAGUUUGUCUCCAUUCCCUCCACCGCGCAUGUUCUUACAUAGCACACUCCUUGUGCCUCUCUCUCGUGUUUGCUCUCUUGCCCUAGCUUGGCCCAGCCUGGUUGGGUUUAGGUUGGCACGGCCCAGCCCAAAGCCCAAAGCCCAUUGCCUGCAGCACUACCUCCGGUGCUGGCUGACGCCCUACGCCCCUGUGGAUUUUACUCCAGCGAGCUCACAGCAUCCCUGGGGCUCCGCGCCCUGCACUCCAUGCGCUUUCAACAGUGUCUCUCCUCCUUUGAACUGUUACAGCAGGACAUCUCCACGGGACUGACCGAGCGCAUGCGGAAACAGUGACGGGACGCCACGAGACGCGAGACGUUCACAGUAAUCCUGAGGAAGACAGAUUCUGACCUUUCAUGUUGAAGCCUCUUGCUGAAAAUGUAACCAACACCUCACAAAUAAAACUAAAAAUGUAUGUCUAUAUGAAAAUUUAAUAUAUGAGUAAAUAUUAAAUGUGUGUAAUAUAUACAGUACGUGCAUAUACAGUAUGUAAAAAUGAUUUCAGCUUUGAGGGUCGCUGUUGGUACAAGCGAUAUGGGUAGACAGGGACCAGAUUAAAGGGGGGUGUGGCCCUUUCUGGCGGACUGAGGAAUGUGCGGAAACACAUGCGAGGAAGAGGAAUAGUCGAGGUGUCUUCCUCACCGGGAUGUGUCGGUCAGCAGCAGCUUAGACAUGAUGAAUUCAGUCUGUUAUGGCCUUCGAUUAACAACGUUGCUUUGGUACUUUUUUGUUUGUUUCCUUGUUUUUUUUAUUUUAGAAAAACAUGCUCGUUUUGUCGUGUUGUAUUUUUCAAAGUAGCAUGACGAUGGUUUUAGGUCUGGACUGUUGUCUGGCAGCGUGUGUCUAUAUAUAUGUGUGUGCGUGUAUGUGAGCAUGCGUGCGUGUCUGCCAGACUCUCCUCCUCAUGACCUGCUCUUAAAUGAACCCCUGUUCCUGUACAACAUGAAUGUGGAAUUCCAGUCAGUGAACUCAGACUCGUGCUCUGUAAACGUACUACUGCUCUAACUCAAAUGGCAGGGCCUAGUGUAGCUGUAGAGCCUGGCAGUGAGAUUAUUAGAGGACGUGCUAAUGUUGACGACCCUGCAGUAUCAGACAGGCUAGUGUUGUGUGCUCCGUGGUGGCUGAAACGUUUCCGUUCUGUCUUCGUCUAACGUCAUUGGCUGACUGGUUCGGAUUUCUGUCUCCAGCGCAGUCCAGUGUUAUGAAACAAAAAAAAGUCUUUGAUUUACUUUGGUAAUAUAUUAUUGUAAUAUGAUCAUAAAUAUUGUUAUUAUAAUUAAUUCAGAAGUGCUUCACUGCUGCUACUGUUGUUAGUGCUAAACAAUUACGCCUUAAAUGUACAUUUGUGAAUAUUGUGUUUAACCGUCAUCCUGUUUCUUUAAAGUGACAGUAUCACCCGUGUUCCUCCAGUCCGUGAUGUAGCAUACUUGAAAGUACAAGCGGCUUGUGAGCCUGCAGCCCCCUCGAGCUGUCGACUCUUCAGUGUUUUAAACCUUUUGUUUUUUACAGAUAUAUUCUCUAUGAUUAUCUACAGGUAGACUCUGUAUAGCACCAGUGAUAAAGCAAACAAAAUGCUUUUGGUAUGGAAACCAGCCAUUUUGUAACAGAUUCAAGUUUCUCUCUGAUUUCCUUUCUCCACGAGAGUUCACCCCACUGAAGAGGAGUGAUUGCUGAGGCUUUUUUUUUUUUUUUUUUUUUUUAAGAAAAAGUAAGUAGGCUCAUGGGUUUGCUGGCCCACCCCCAAGUCUACAUUAAAAUCAGUAUUUGGGCCAACUGUAAUAACUAACUCAGGAAUUGUGUUUAUCUAAACAAGUGGCGUUGACCCUGGCUGUCAAAAACCAGAGCAGACUCACCUGCCGUCUCUUCGUCCAGGUGACAUGUAGCCAAAAGUAUCCGCAUAAUGAAGUCACACAAGUAGCCUAUUGCCUUUUUUUUUUUUUUUUUAAUCACACUUGCACAUUUUUCGUAUUAUUUCUGAUGUUCGCAGGACUAGAGACAGCAGCUUCAUUUCCAGGUACUAUGAAUGAAUAAGACAAACAAAUGCAAGGAGCUUUUAGGUACAUUGACUUGAACUUCUCCCAGCAUAUGAAGAAGAAUGUUUUUGCUUGUUUGUUUUUAGGGUCUAAAUCAUGUCACUAGCUAAUCAGCCCUAGCUUAUUCUGGGUAACGCUGUCUGUUGACUGGAAGCUAUCUGCGCGCUGUUUGGCCAUCCUCUAGUUCUUUCUCUUUUUCUGUUCCUAGUUGCCUUGAGAAACUUCUUGAAUGAUGGGUAAUGGACGGGGAGGUCCCCAAUCCUCAAUACUGUACCAAUGUUUUGUUGAUGUUUCGAGGACAGCAUGUCAUUGUAUUAUUUACCAUUUUAAUUUUGUUUUCGCACAGUAUACCAAUUUGUGCUUUGAUACUGUCACUCUAAAGAAAAACAAAUUGUAUAAAGUUAGUGAUAUGAAAAGAAAAAAAAUGGCUGUUUUAUUUCAUUUUGCAUUCCUGUACAUGUAUUUUGUUCCAAAGGUUUUGUUUACUUGUGUGAAUAAUUCAGUAAGCAGUGCCAUAUGUUUAGAGACCCUCACCAUGUUUAGAAUAAGGCCUUGUGUUUGAAGAGAGCUUGCAGGUAUUGAUCUGUACCUGCUGAUCUCUGAAGGCAAGAUUGUGCAGUAUUGCUUGUAUUAAUAUGUCCUCUCUGCCUUGUUGGCCGCAUCAGGCCUCAUCUGAGUGCUGAUCUGUAAAAGGUCUCAAGAUAAACCAGGUCCCAGAUCAGUGCCAGCCUCAGAGAUGCCAGAUGCGCACCAGCGCCCCCGCCCCCCCCCCCCAAAUCCCCUGUUACCCUCACUCCCUGUGUUGGGGUACUUCAACUUUCUGCCAGAAGAGGGAGCCGUUGUUCCAUGUAGACGUGUCGCUUCUCGUCGGUAAAAAGGCAUUCAUUAACUUUUUGAUGGUUUUUAAAGCUCAUAUCACUUUGGAAGUAUGCACAGUGCUGUUAAUAAAAUGAUAAGCAAAAGCCAUCGCUCUUCUCUACACACACGCUCAAACAUGUUUAUCUUGUAGGUGCCAGUACACUGACAAAUCUCACAUGCAGACGAAGUUCAGAAGCAACAUUUACAAACCUGUGAGGUGAGAGGUAAAAACCAUUUCCUAUACAGCAUAUCUUAAAAUCAGGAUACACAUUCCAUUAUUGAUUACACGGUCGUCUGAUAGACUUUGAAGUUGAAUUAAUUUAUUCAUUUAGUCUGGACAGGUGUCAAAACACAUUUUUCAAAUACCAAGCUUUAGUCCAGAGACCUCAUCGAUGUACUGUCUCCAUAGAGACUGACCUUUUAAUGCAUUAAUAAUGUGAAAUUGAAAAACAUUAUGACAGCUAUGCUAAGGUGGAGUUUGGAUUGCAGAGGUUUAAAUGGAUCAGUAUCCACUGUGAUACAGACUCUUUUCACAGCAGACUUUUUGACUUGUUGAAGCAGGAAAAGCACACUGGAUCCAGGGCCCAGGUCUCAUGCACCCUCACUCACUAACAUCGCUCUCUGGGACGCUUGACGGAGCCAUCAUUAAUCUUAUUAUUUACAGCUGUGCUUUUUCUGCUUGGACAAGUCAAAAUGUCUGCUGUGAAGAGGAUCUAUCGAAGUCGGGCAGGAGAGGAGAGAAACUGGAUUAUAAAUUAGCGUGAAAGCAGCAUGAAGGCACAGAUCUGAUGAAACUCUAGGUUUUCAAAAUGAACUAAGUGUGCUUGACAGUAGCAGGAUGAGGACUUUGCCGAGCGGUCAGAACUGCAGACAGGUUCAAUACUUCAGUGCUAUUUCUGCCUCUGCUUUGUAGCCUAUAGUCUCAAAAGUUCACUAAUGCAUUUGGUGACUGCAUUAAAAACCAAAAUCUGAUUUGACUGCCUGGCCAGUUGAUCAAAUCUGCAUCAUAUCUGAUCCAUUUAUAAAACUCCUCAGUAACUUAA